Phytophthora infestans T30-4 is the source of this 4125-nucleotide messenger RNA. Its product is annotated as copper-transporting ATPase, putative. The transcript has a single exon. The coding region runs from base 1 to 4125 and encodes 1374 amino acids. Gene Ontology annotation, biological process: monoatomic cation transport. Gene Ontology annotation, molecular function: ATP hydrolysis activity; ATPase-coupled monoatomic cation transmembrane transporter activity; ATP binding. The record is from RefSeq and is a predicted model, not a curated record. Gene Ontology annotation, cellular component: membrane. NCBI's taxonomy places the organism in Eukaryota, Oomycota, Peronosporomycetes, Peronosporales, Peronosporaceae.
AUGGUGGUGAACGAAGAUCACCAGGAGCUGCUGCCGUUCGUGCGAGGCGUCCAAGACGGUGCCUGCGUGCCCGCAGCCGAGGACGUUCCCAGUGUUACGUCAUCUCAGCGGCGCGACGACGAGGAGCGUGUCGUGUUCCUCGUGGUGCCAGGCCUCGCGGAAGAUGACCAAGACGCCGCCGAAAAGAUCAAAAAGGCGCUUCUACGUAGCUCCUUGGGCGUGCGCAAUGUGCAGCUGGAUCUUCUAGAGAAGCUGGCGAGGAUCGAGCUGUUUUACCGCGCCGACGAGGCGAUGGAGGCGGCUCUGGCUGACGAGGUGCGACGCGCAACACCCGAGCAACUCGUGGCGUAUCCAGUGUGGCAGCAUCGUGAGCGCAUCGUGCGCCUCCGCGUGGACGGCAUGCGCUGCAUGACCAACUGUGGUCGGCAAGUGAUCCGCGCGCUAGAGCAGAUUCCAGGCGUGCUUCACAUCCACGUGGACUCCAAGUCCAAGACGGCCGAGGUGGCACUAGCUAAAGGCUGCACAGCGACAGAGGUGGAUCUUAUUAAGUACAUCCGCGCGGCCAACCCGCGCUUCAACGCAUCCAUCGCUAAAGAGAAGAAAGAGCGCGCAGGUUCCGUACCUGGUGCGAUCUUGUUGAACAUCACAGGCAUGAGCUGUGCCAAGAACUGCGCUACAAAAGUUCAGGCUGCCUUGCAAAGUGCGGAAGGAGUAAUUGACGCGAUAGUCGACUUCGGUAAUAAGCGCGCGACGAUCAUCCUCGAGUCGGAGAGCUUAGUGACAAAGCAAGAUCUGAUUCAGGUGGUGCGCAGUGCUGGCACAAAGUUCGAUGCGUCGCGUUACGAGCUUUUCAACAAUGACGGCGACUCGCGCGUCGUAUAUCUAACGAUCGAUGGCAUGAGCUGCGCAAAGAACUGCGCAAGAAAGGUGCAAGAUGCACUUAACAACGCCGAGGGGGUUAUUAACGCCAAGGUGGACUUUGACACGAAGCGUGCGACCAUUUUCUUGGAGACGGGUAGUCACCUGACGGAAUCCGACCUGAUUGAAGUUGUCCAUUCCGCCGGUCAAAAGUUCACUGCUUCAGUAGCGAAACCAACCAGUGGACCGCGUACAAUUCGCCUUAAAAUUGACGGUAUGAGCUGUGCGAAGAACUGCGCAACGAAGAUCGAGCGGGCUUUGAAUGCUGUUGCGAGUGUAGAGAGCGCCACAGUGGAUUUCCCGCUUAAACGCGCUACAGUUCAGCUAGAAUCGGUCAGCUCCCUCUCGGAGAACGACCUCAUCGAAGUUGUACGCAGUGCUGGCACGAAGUUUGAUGCUGCAGUGUAUGUGCCGUCGUUCAGCCCGCGUACUGUGCUGCUGGAGAUUGAAGGCAUGAGCUGUGCCAAAAAUUGCGCACGCAAGAUCCAACAAGCUCUUAGCGAGACUGACGGCGUUGUGUCUGCAUCUGUGGAAUUUGCGGCAAAGAUUGCGACGGUUGAAGUGGACCCUGAUGGCCAGUUUAACGACGGAGACUUGCUGCAAGCCGUUCGAAAGGCCGGAUCCAAGUUCCGUGCUCGUGUCGUCAAGUCAGAAGCGCAAAGAGUGUCAGAUGCAGAGGAAUAUUCUGCGAAGAGUGAUGUUGAGCUGCAAGCCAAGUCGGAAGUGGCUUCGACUGCUGCGUCGGACGAUGUUGCAAUUUCUAUCGCCUCCGACAAGAGUGAGUUUGGCGAGGCAACACUUUUGGUUGGCGGGAUGACGUGUACCUCGUGCUCCAACUCGGUUGAAAACGCACUGAAACAAACGGAGGGUGUCGUGUCUGCUCUUGUCAGCUUUGCGACGGAGAAGGCGACAGUUCGCUUUGAUAAGGACAUUGUUGGAAUCCGGACGCUUGUUGAAACAAUCGAGGAUAUCGGAUAUGACGCUUCAUACGUGUCCAAGUCAGAGGCGCAGAAAGCGCUGGGAGAUCAACGCGCAAAGGAGAUCACGAGGUAUCGCGUUGACUUUUUCGUCUCCAUGCUGUUCACAUUUUCGAUUGUCCUGAUCAUGAUGGUGCUCGACAAUAUUGCGCCUAUUGAACGCGGCUUGGCUUCGGAAAUUCUUCCCGGGAUCUCGUGGCAGACGUUGAUUGUGGCAGUUCUAGCUACCCCGGUCCAGUUUUACCCUGCGCGUCGAUUCCAUGUUGACGCUUGGAAAGGAAUGAGGAACCGCAUGUUAGGCAUGUCAUUCCUGGUGUCGAUGGGCUCCAAUGCCUCGUACUUCUACGGUCUGUUCAGUCUCAUUCGUGCGGUUUUAUUGAGUGAUGCAAGUGUCGCCAACCCGGAUAUGUUUAUGACGUCGUCGAUGCUCAUUUCUUUCGUUAUCCUGGGCAAGUUCUUGGAGGCAAUCGCUAAAGGCAAAACCUCGGCAGCACUGAGCAAGUUGAUGGAGCUGCAAGUCAAAUCUGCCACGUUGUUAGUUUUUAGCGCUGACGGAACGAGAAUCCGUGAAGAGCGCAUUGUUCCGAUUGAACUGGUGCAACGUGGAGACAUUCUCAAAGUCGUCCGCGGAUCGUCCAUUCCAGCCGACGGAGUCGUCGUGUACGGCGAAGGUCGGAUUGACGAGUCGAUGUUGACGGGUGAGUCCAAGACAAUCAAGAAAGUCGUCGACGAUCGUGUGCUAGGGGCGACCGUGAAUGUGGACGGAUUGUUCCAUAUGAAGGUUACCGGUGUGGACAACGACACUGCAUUGAGUCAGAUUAUUCGUCUCGUGGAGGACGCGCAGACCUCAAAGGCGCCAAUCCAAGCAUACGCAGACUACGUCGCGUCCAUUUUCGUCCCUACCGUACUGGGGCUUUCUUUCGUGACACUCUCGGCUUGGUAUCUCCUCUGUGUUUUUGAGGUUGUUCCGGAAAGCUGGAUUCCUCACACAGACAGCACGUUUGUGUUCGCGUUCAACUUUGGUAUUGCUACACUCGUUGUGGCUUGUCCGUGCGCGUUGGGGUUGGCAACACCCACGGCUGUCAUGGUUGGAACGGGUGUUGGAGCUGAGCACGGUGUGUUGAUCAAGGGCGGUGAGCCACUACAGGCUGCACACAACGUCAACACGAUCUUGUUCGACAAGACGGGAACUCUGACAGUGGGGAAGCCUGUGGUGACAGAUGUGGUGGUGCUCACGAAGAAGCUCAGCACUGAGGAGCUCAUUAUUCUCGCUGGGUCGGCUGAACUUGGCAGCGAACAUCCUCUCAGUAAAGCGAUCAUCGAGUACGCCAAGUUUAUCUCGUCUUAUCUCGAACAACCCAAAGGUUUCCGUGGAGUUUCUGGACGAGGUAUUGCGUGUACAGUUGGUGAGCACAAGGUCGUCAUUGGCAACAGAGAGUGGAUGGCCGAUAACGGAAUGAAGCGUUUGUCAAGUAUUGUGCUGCAGCAGGCCACAAUGACGUUCCAGAAUGCUGGAAAGACUACCAUUUACAUGGGCGUCGACGAUGAACUUAGCGCUGUCUUUGGUGUGGCGGAUGCUCCGCGUAAAGAGUCAAUCCGUACAUUGAAAAAGCUGAAGCAGAUGGGUCUGGAAGUCUGGAUGGUCACUGGUGAUAACGCACGCACGGCCUUCACCAUUGCUGACCAGCUUGGCAUUAGUCGACGCAACGUCAUGGCCGAGGUGGUCCCUUCUCAGAAGUCUUCGAAGGUCAAGCAGCUCCAGAGUACUGGGCGUAUCGUUGCUAUGGUAGGUGACGGCAUCAACGACUCGCCUGCAUUGGCUCAAGCGGAUCUGGGUAUUGCUAUAGGAGGCGGCACUGAGAUCGCAGUCGAGACGGCCGGUAUGGUGCUCAUGAAGGCCAACUUGUUCGACGUCAUCACGGCGCUGGACUUGUCUCGCACAAUCUUCAACCGGAUCCGUCUGAACUACGUGUGGGCUCUUGGCUACAACUGUUUGCUGAUCCCAUUGGCUGCUGGCGUGUUGUAUCCCUUCGGCUUCAGCAUCCCGCCCAUGUUCGCAGGCGGUGCCAUGGCCAUCUCUUCCGUGUCGGUCGUCACUUCCUCGCUCCUUCUGCGGUAUUACACGCCUCCAGCUCUCCCGGAGGAUUUCAGCGUGGACGACUCCAAGUCGCUGCUCUUCAAGAAGCCGACGGUCACCACGCCAUUGCUGGCCUCCAGCACGUUGGAAUAG